This is a messenger RNA of Diorhabda carinulata, 600 nucleotides long. RefSeq lists its product as uncharacterized. The transcript has a single exon. The record is from RefSeq and is a predicted model, not a curated record. The coding region runs from base 1 to 600 and encodes 199 amino acids. Gene Ontology annotation, molecular function: nucleic acid binding. Lineage: Eukaryota; Metazoa; Arthropoda; Insecta; Coleoptera; Chrysomelidae.
AUGACGCAAAACGAGACACAAUGGAAAUUUAUUCCACCAAAAUCUCCACAUUGGGGAGGAAUUUGGGAGGCUGCUAUUAAAAGCGCCAAGUAUCACAUCGCAAGACUCAUCGGCUUAACAAAACUAACAUUCGAACAAUUCUCAACUAUUCUUAGUCAAAUCGAAGCAAUAUUAAACUCACGGCCUCUGAGUGCCUUAUCCAACGAUCCCUCAGAUUUUCAAUAUCUAACUCCUGGUCAUUUCCUGAUCGGAUCAAGUCUAACAGCCUACCCAGAGAAAGAUUUAACACAUGCACCAGAAAACAGACUUAAAUUUUGGCAGCAAUGUGCGAAAACUCAGCAACUGUUUUGGAAAAGGUGGUCUGUGGACUAUUUGAAUAGACUGCAGAAUAGACCAAAAUGGCUUAAAACUUAUGAGAAUCUACAAACAAAUGAUCUCGUCCUUUUGAAGGAAGAAAACGUUCCACCUCUCUAUUGGCCUAUGGCAAGAGUCAUUGAGGCCAUAAGCGGACCUGACGGAAAAGUCAGGGUCGUACGCCUAAAAACUAAAACAGGCGAAACUACUAGAGCUAUAACUAAACUGUGCCCACUCCCCAAAUAA